GCGCGCCCCGUCCAUCAGCGGGGCGGGAGGCGGGCCCGGCCAAUGGCGGCCGCGUGUGGCGCCCGUCACCGUGGCGACGGGGCCGGUCCCGGGGAGGCGGUGAUGGGUUGACAGGUGCGUGACAGUCGGGAGCUUCUCCGCAGGCAUGUACGGCAAAGGCAAGAGCAACAGCAGCGUCCCGUCCGACAGCCAGGCCCGCGAGAAAUUAGCGCUGUACGUAUAUGAAUAUCUGCUCCAUGUAGGAGCACAGAAAUCAGCCCAGACAUUUUUAUCAGAGAUAAGAUGGGAAAAAAACAUCACACUGGGGGAGCCCCCAGGAUUCUUGCAUUCCUGGUGGUGUGUGUUCUGGGAUCUCUAUUGUGCAGCUCCAGAAAGACGAGAAACAUAUGAACACUCAAGUGAAGCAAAAGCCUUUCAUGACUACAGUGCUGCAGCAGCUCCCAGCCCAGUGCUAGGAAACAUUCCCCCAGGAGAUGGCAUGCCAGUAGGUCCAGUACCACCGGGGUUUUUUCAGCCUUUCAUGUCCCCCCGGUACCCUGGAGGCCCAAGGCCACCUCUCAGAAUACCCAACCAGGCCCUCGGAGGUGUCCCGGGGAGUCAGCCCCUCCUGCCCAGCGGGAUGGACCCCACACGGCAACAGGGUCAUCCAAACAUGGGUGGGCCAAUGCAGAGGAUGACUCCUCCAAGGGGAAUGGUGCCAUUAGGACCACAGUCUGACCCUUGGUUGUCGUUGCAGAACUAUGGAGGUGCCAUGAGACCCCCUCUGAACGCUUUAGGUGGGCCGGGGAUGCCUGGGAUGAACAUGGGUCCUGGGGGUGGUAGACCUUGGCCAAACCCAACCAAUGCCAAUUCUAUACCUUAUUCCUCAGCCUCUCCUGGGAACUAUGUGGGUCCUCCAGGAGGUGGAGGGCCACCAGGAACACCCAUCAUGCCUAGUCCUGCAGAUUCAACCAACUCUGGAGACAACAUGUACACUUUAAUGAAUGCUGUGCCACCUGGGCCCAACAGACCUAAUUUUCCACUGGGGCCAGGCUCAGAUGGACCCAUGAGCGGACUGGGUGGAAUGGACUCACACCAUAUGAAUGGAUCAUUAGGCUCAGGAGACAUGGACAGUAUUUCCAAAAACUCUCCCAGUAAUAUGAGCAUGAGCAACCAGCCUGGCACUCCCAGGGAUGACAGUGAGAUGGGUGGAAACUUCCUAAACCCUUUCCAGAGUGAGAGUUACUCCCCUAGCAUGACAAUGAGUGUGUGACCCGUUCACAAGUGUCGCCAUGAAGACCACAGUGAGUUGGCCCUCUCCAGAGAGCUACUGCAGAAGAAAAUUAUUCGUCCCAGUGUACAGUUUAACUAAAGGAUCCCAGACACAAUCAGACCCACCUGGGUUGUUUUUUUUUUUUUUUUUCUCUCCUACCAUCUCCCUUGUUUUGUCAAGAAAGUGGGUCCCAAACAUGCUUGAGACAACUGUAAGGAGUGGCAUGAGAGAAGUGCCCGAGGUGGAGCUGCCAGCGCCUGUCUGUGUGUGUACAUGUGUGGGUCAGCGUGGGGUGUGUGUGUGUGGCACACAAACACACACACACACACAGACCCCAGGACACUGUAAAAUAGGAUCACGCGACAUCUUACGUAGAAAUCAGAAGUAGGGACUUUUAUUCCAUUUAUUUUUUUUUUCCACGUUUACAUUUUAAUUAUUAAAAUUUGCUUUCCCUCUCCCAUACUGAACUGUUUUAUGUUGCAUAUAUCACUGCUUUAUAAGUUAUUUUUUAAGUUGAACUCAAAGGAUAAAUUCUUUUGAUUUUGUUAGUGUCUGCCAUUAUGGAUAGGAAUAAAAUUGCUUAUAUGAGCUUUCAUUACCUUGUGUUUGAUACCAGCUACCCUGUGAAUCACAAAUUGUACUGUCUCAAGAAAUAGAAGAAAGCUCAUCUUAAUUCUUUUGAGAAAUUUAAUAACUUCCACCUAGUUUGGGGAUUUUUUUUGAUACUUUGCCUUUAAGAGAAAAAAAGAAGCACUGAAGGUUAUUUUUCUUCUUUAAUUGAAGCCUAAUAUCUGCAAUAUCUAUUUUAAAUGGAAGCCUGAAUUUGAUACAAGCUUCUCAGUUUAUAUAGAGUACUAUAAGGUUACUGUAAGUGAGCUCUAAUUGCUAUAGAAUCUAGCAAUAAAGUGUCAGGGUUCUCCUGCCCUUGGAAUUGAGUUUUCUAUGUAGCAUGGUCUUCUGUAGGGGUGGUAGUUAGUGGAAAUACAGUAGAGUCCUUAUCACCAAAACAUUUUCUAACAACUUACAAUUAUGUUUCCCAUUUUCAGUGAUUCUCAAACAUAUAUGAGCAAUCCGUGUUCCUAAUUAAAAACAGUAUUUCCCAAGCCCAUUUAGAAAAUCAGGUCACCCUGCUGCUUGGGUGCGUGUUUUCUGCCAUAUCUGCAGAAUUAAUUCCCAAAAAACUUUCCAGUCAGCAGCCUUUUUUUUUUUUUUUUUUUUUUUUCCGAGCCAAAACGCCACAGUAAACUUUUUAUGACUACUAGCCUUGUGUGAGGAUGUUACCUUUUGCCAUGAACAGAAGAGGAAGAAAGGUCUGGGCCCUUUUACAAGGAGGACAUCGAGUUAGGUAGGAAAGCUGGGGCCAGAAUGCAGAAAAAGGCCUAAAGGAAACGCUUCUGGAAGCAUUCCCAUUUCUCUUCAGGCAGAGCUCUGAAACCAAGCUUAUAGUGUAUUUACUUAGUUCUGAUGAUUUUAAGCUCCCCCAAGAAAACAAAGGCUUUCAGUUUGUAGUGGUACAAAGGCUGAUGAUCAGCAAUGCAGGCACAAAGUGGCUCAGCAGAAAUUCAUGCCACAGACAAACAGCAAAUUCCUCUCCUUGGACUUUAAUCCAGAAAAGCCACUUGCAGAGGAGGAGCAGCUCUGGGAUGUGGUAUAUCCAGGUGCAAGGGGAUUCUCUUCCAUGGACUUGUGGUAAAGGAAUAUCACCCAUAUGUGAUGGGCUUGUGAUGGUAGCUGAAACGUAACAAGAUGUGUAAGGAAUACUACAGUCUCCUAACUAAUUUUUAUUUCCAUAUAUUAUAUGUGUAUGAUAUAUGGAAAUAAAAAGAUUUAACAUGUUACUCUCCUGUUAGGGCUAUUCAAGGAUGAAAGUCUCAGAGGAUUGUAUCAAAGCUUUUGGUAGCAUUACUUUUAAUAAGAACUACUUGAUUAGAUAUAAACAUGACCUAGGUAGUAAUUAUAUGGUUUUGUAGACUGUAUUCUUAUUGAUUAUGAAGAUCAUAUUAAUUUGCUUCUCUUUGGAAAACACAUUGUUGCUGUCUCCAAAGAUUCUGGAAGUCCCUGCUAUUGGCUUGAACCACAAACACAAAAUCAGGUGUAAUUUCUUCAGACCCUUUGCUGUUGUCACUAACACCACUGGUGUGUCCCCAUUACACCCAGAGUCCUUGCAGCCUGUGUUUGCCACCUGUGUUAUCUGUGGCAGCCUUCCAGGGACCCAAGGGCUCUUUCUGGCCCAGUUUCAGUCAGUUGAUGUCUUUGCUGAUGGACUAAGUUAGAUGGAGUAGUGCACCAAGUGCCAAAGCCCAUUCCCAGGUCAGUCAGCUGUUGGGCACCGUGGAAGGAUGGAAGCCUGGCCUUUAAACCUGUGCUUGGAACUGCUGGCACAGAUUGGAAAACAAUAUUAAAACACGUUAUCCUCACUUUUAUACAGGAGCAUAACGUCCUUCAGCACAUAACUGAUUCCCUGUGUCCUGCAUUUCUCACACCCACGCAGCCCCACAGGCAGCAGCUGAUGUCACUGAUGCUUUGUCCAAGGCUUACCCAGGCUCCCCACUCUCCCAGGUUCUGCAGCUGAACCAUUAGAAAACAAUCUUGUGUGCUAAUUACUCAAAUUCUAAAUAACACCUUUGGAUUAUAUUUUUCUUAAUAUGCACAGGACGUUUUGCUUGUUCAUUUUUCUUUCCUUGGCUUACAAAUUCUUGUGGGAUUUUUGUGGUAUCUGGGGUAUCAAUAUGGGAAGAAGGACUAUUCCCAAGCACUCAGUUUUUGCUCCCACUUAGAUUUUUUUAUGCUCCAGAUACCAGGAGCAAUGUAACUGCUCUUUGGUUCUGUCCUUGUGCAACAGCACUGUUGAUAAUGUUAGAACUUAUCCAGCUCUGGUAGGAAUUUUAAGUGGUGCAGGAUAAACUUUCUCACACUGGGAUUUUAGAUAGAUCUUGCUCUUUAGUAGAGAAGUAAAUAGAAGGUGAUUCUGUAAAUGAGUAUUUCAGGCAAAGUUGAAGUAAACCUUUUUAAAAACAGAAGUGAUUAAAUCUAAGAGUAGCAGAAGUUAAGAGUAAGAGAUCUCUUAUGCUGUGAGAACUCUUGCAAAUAUUCCAGCUUUGUAGAAAGCAGCUGAAACUGGAUUCACUUGUGAACUUCACAAUGAAACCAGGGUCUUACCUGCUGCUUAAACCUGAAAAGGAAUGCUUAGAUCCAGAUGUAUCUCCACAUCGCCCAGAUUGUAUUACCUAAGAACAGGGUUUGAGGCAAGGAAGAAACUGUCUGAAUCACAGGUAAAGCAUGUGGCCUGCAUGCAUUAACAAAAUACCUGGGUAUUUGCUUGUAGGGAUUACAUUCUGUUCUUAACUACCUGAGAAUGGGGAAAAACUGCAGUUUGGAACUUGCACUUCCAACCCCCAGAAAUUCCAUUUUUUAUUUGGAAACCCUCUGGUUGCAGAGCCUUGGCCACAUGUUCAGAGACAGUAACAACUUUCAGGCUUUUCCAGCCUGUUCCCCAUAGUGUAGGAUUAAAUGUUCCAUGUCCCAGGACAUCCAGCUGUUCCUUUCCCUUCCAACAGGAAUACUCAAUGAGAAAUACGUAGGCUAAUCAUUUACUUUAAAUAAUUCCACUUGGGAAGAAGUGAAUAGAAGCUUGCUUCUUUUAAGGAUCCAUCAAAGGACAGCUUCUUGAACUGCCUAAAACCAAUUGAAUUUUCCUCUGUUCUGUGGCAAUACUGCAUAUGCAAAUGAUUUGGAAUUAGAUUUAAUGAGGGACCAGCUGUUACAAUAUUUAGUGUUGAUCACUUUAUUCAGAAUGACUUUUCAGCUGAUGCAUGUUACACAGGGUCCAGUUUCUGCAUAAGUUAAUAAUUAAGUGUUUUCCUCUGUUCCAAGUGAGCUCUGCUCCACUGUUGUUAAUGUCAUGGCUGAGAAUGGACUGGAUUCUUCAUAUUUGACCCUACACAUUUGCAUUUCAAGAAUGUAAAAUAUACCUUAAUGAUGUAAAAAGUGCAGGUAAAUUUAUUUUUCUUUAAUUCACCAUAAGUGGUGAUAUAAUUGUGGGUGCUGUCAGAGACACACUUAGGUUUGCUCAGGCCUUAAGGACGGGGAAUCCUUACAAAGCACAUCUUUCAAAUAAACCCCUAUAAACUACUUCAACACUCAUAUCUCACACUGAGGAUCCAAUUCAUGAUUUAGUGGUUCAAAACAACUCUGGAAAUUCAGAAAUAAAUUAGUUAGGUUUAAAUUUUGCUGUAUGCAGCUCUCUCUACUUUUCAGAUAUUGGCACAGUUCUGUAAACUGCUGCUUGUGCUGAAACUUUCAUUUUUUGGGUAGGAUUUCACCCUAGUCUGGGUCAAAUAUAUAAUUUACCUGUGGUGUGACAUUAUUUGGCAGAUGUAAACACUGAGUACAUAGAGAAAAAUCCAGAGGGUCUGUUGAAAUUACCAAACUGAUGUUUCAACCUGAAAAAUGAGAAAAGAGAGUUUAAAAUACUGCUUAGAGUGAACUCCUGUAUAGUGUCUACAUAUUGGAAACAAAUUACAAUACCAAAUCUAGAAAAAAUAAAUGGAUCAUCUACUCAGCACAUGAAAAUUCUGAUCCUGCCAACCGCUUCACCUUGUUUUGAAUUUGAGCCUGCACAUAGUUAAUUUUAAACAGAUCUGAGAACAGGUAGUAUCCUUCAGGAAAUUAAAAAAGUAGGACUUUAAUAAUCUAAACCCAUGCUUGAACAUGGACAGUCUAGAGCUCAAAUUAAGUCUUUCCUAAGCAGACAUUAUUUUACAGAUUUUACCGGUGCAGAAGCAUGUUUAUGUAUCAAUAGUACUGACAUGCAGAGCAGAUUUGGCUUUCUUCUGUUUCUUACUUUACUAGAGCUUUGUUCACUAUUACACGAACUAUUUCUGUGAAUUUGUUCUUUCAUCUUGUUUUCAGUUGUGCAGCCAUAGUUUCCCUCAAAACAGCCAACAGCUUUGCAGUUUUAGUCCAAACUUCUGUUUGGUUGCUGUUCUUCAUUUAAGCUUAAAAUGUGUAAGAGAGCCUCUCAUGUAAUAGGAAAACUUGCCAUAAAAAUGUAUAAAGGUUUUCUUGGGUACAUGUUUUCAAAUUUAAUAAAUGCAGUUUUCGGUUAUAA
Taeniopygia guttata (zebra finch) is the source of this 6362-nucleotide messenger RNA. RefSeq names its product single stranded DNA binding protein 2 (gene SSBP2). Gene Ontology annotation, molecular function: single-stranded DNA binding; protein binding. Gene Ontology annotation, biological process: positive regulation of transcription by RNA polymerase II. The record is from RefSeq and is a predicted model, not a curated record. Lineage: Eukaryota; Metazoa; Chordata; Aves; Passeriformes; Estrildidae. Gene Ontology annotation, cellular component: nucleus.